Molecule: messenger RNA, 303 nt
Organism: Caenorhabditis remanei
Lineage: Eukaryota; Metazoa; Nematoda; Chromadorea; Rhabditida; Rhabditidae
Exons: 2
Coding region: 1-303 (100 amino acids)
Source: RefSeq, a predicted model, not a curated record
AUGGAGAACAAGUCGGGUGUUGUCGCGGAUCAAAGCGGAAAAAGUGGCAAGACGGUGGCGGAGAAGGAGAAAAUGUUGAAGAAGAAAACCCCAGAAGAGCUCGCCGCGCUGGCCAACAAGAAGGUGUUCUCAACAGAGUCAAUAGAUGAGCCAGUGCCCGUGGCCCGUCGUCCGAGUGAACUCUCAAUGGAUCCACUGAAAAAUCAACUGAAAGCAGUGCCGAUGGUGAUGGCAUUCAACUCGGCGGAAAAUCAUUUCAUUGGUGCCGGCGAGAAGAAGAAGGAGGAGGAGAAGAAGAAGUAG